CAGAUACUUCCAAUAUCGAAGCUGUUGGGAGGAAAAUGUGAGAGGACUAGAUUAGUGGCACAGCUUUUUACAAAGUCCAAAAAGUAUUUCUAUGAUACAAUUUGCAUCGGUGCAGCCUUACGUGCAGCAAGUGGGGUUUGGUCAACAAGUUUUGAACCAACUGAUGGUUCUGCAAGGUUAGUUUGGAGGUCUCAUAUCCUUUUCGUCUUAGUUAGACCAGGCUGGCCCCCAGUUGCUACAAGGUGGUAUACAACAACUGCAACACUUUGGCCCGAAUGUUGGUGUAUCAUCUCCAAUAUGGCAAUAAUCGUAUUCUUUUCACUCAUCUGGUCUAAAAAGGAUGAUAAAAAUAAGGAGCCCAAGGGAAAAGAUAUUGUUUGUUACUUGUGCGAAGGAAAAGGUCAUUUCGCUAGUGAUAUUGAAAUGGUUAAAGGAAGGGGUCCUCCUGUUUACAAGGAAUUUAGUAUGUUUGGCGACCAGCUCAGACCCAAGGCCCUAUCAUUUUAUAGGGAGGAGGAGUGUUGGUUAAAAAAGGAGUUAGAAAG
Messenger RNA from Racocetra persica, 545 nucleotides. The record is from the annotation of a GenBank genome assembly. NCBI's taxonomy places the organism in Eukaryota, Fungi, Glomeromycota, Glomeromycetes, Diversisporales, Gigasporaceae.